Messenger RNA from Anolis carolinensis (green anole), 4091 nucleotides. It is a transcript of the gene ace2, whose product is annotated as angiotensin converting enzyme 2. Gene Ontology annotation, biological process: proteolysis. Gene Ontology annotation, cellular component: plasma membrane. Lineage: Eukaryota; Metazoa; Chordata; Lepidosauria; Squamata; Anolidae. The record is from RefSeq and is a predicted model, not a curated record. The transcript is spliced from 19 exons. Bases 199 to 2643 code for a protein of 814 amino acids. Gene Ontology annotation, molecular function: peptidyl-dipeptidase activity; metallopeptidase activity.
CGGGAGCCAUUGGGUUCCUAUCAGGCCAUGGGAAACUUAGCUAGUAGAAAGAGUAGUCCAGAAGAGCAGCGGGAAAAGAAAAACAGAGUAGAAGCUGAGCAGGGAAAUGGGAAGGACUUGCACUGCUGAGUAUGCUGAGCCAGCCUAUAUACAAAUAAGUGCCAACUGCAGAAACCUUCUUGAAGAAAGUGUAUUCCCAUGGCAUCUCUUAGCUCAAGUGGAAGUUUGCUGUUCCAGCUCUAUCUUAUUUGGAACUUGGUUCUUCUGGCUGUAGCACAGGAUGUGACCCAACAAGCAGCUGAAUUUUUGUUGCAAUUUAAUAUCAACGCAGAAAACCGAUCUUAUGAAAGUUCACUCGCUUCAUGGGAUUAUAACACCAACAUCACAGAAGAGAAUGCCAAGAGGAUGAAUGAAGUGGGCUCUGAGUGGGCAAAGUUUUAUGACGAGGCAUCCCAAAGGGCCAGUACGUUUGAUCUGAACAGCAUUAAUAACGACACAAUUAAACUCCAGCUUCAUUUUCUACGAAACAGAGGAUCAUCUGUUUUACCCACAGAAAAAUACAAUCAACUGAACUCUAUUUUGAAUAAAAUGAGUACCAUCUAUAGUACUGGGACUGUGUGCAAGCCAUCUGAUCCUUCCACCUGUUUACUCCUGGAACCAGGCUUGGACAUUAUAAUGGCAGAGAGCACUGACUACUCAGAGAGAUUGUGGGCUUGGCAAGGUUGGAGAGCUGAUGUGGGAAAGAAAAUGAGGCCUUUGUAUGAAGGUUAUGUUGAAUUGAACAAUGAGGCUGCAAGAAGUAAUGGUUAUGCUGACUAUGGAGAUUAUUGGAGAGCCGAUUAUGAAGUAGAUUUCCCUGAGGAGUAUCGAUACCCACGUGCAAAGCUGAUUACUGAUGUGGAAAACACAUUUAAACAAAUAGAACCCUUGUACAGGCAGCUGCAUGCUUAUGUGAGGCACAAUUUAUGGAAGGUCUAUGGCUCAACGAACAUUGACCCCAACGGAUGUCUUCCUGCUCAUUUACUUGGUGACAUGUGGGGAAGGUUUUGGACAAAUUUAUACCCAUUAAUGAUUCCCUAUCCAGCUAAACCAAAUAUUGAUGUCUCUUCUGCAAUGGUAAAAAAGAACUGGGAUGUGACCACUAUAUUUAAGGCUGCUGAGACCUUUUUUGCCUCUGUCGGACUCUAUGAAAUGACUGAAGGCUUCUGGGACAAUUCCAUGCUUGAAGAACCAAAUGAUGGCAGAAAGGUUGUUUGUCAUCCUACAGCUUGGGAUUUAGGAAAAAAUGACUACAGGAUCAAGAUGUGCACCAAAGUGACUAUGGAUGACUUCCUCACAGCACAUCAUGAGAUGGGCCACAUUGAAUAUGAUAUGGCCUAUUCCCACCUUCCCCUUUUGCUGAAAGGGGGUGCCAAUGAAGGCUUCCAUGAAGCUGUAGGAGAGAUCAUGUCGCUUUCUGCAGCUACUCCAAAGCACUUGAAAUCCCUUGGCCUUCUGGAGCCUACCUUUCAAGAAGACAGUGAAACAGAUAUCAAUUUUCUGCUCAAACAAGCCCUAACAAUUGUUGGAACAAUGCCUUUCACUUACAUGCUGGAGAAAUGGCGGUGGAUGGUGUUUUCUGGGGAGAUCCCAAAUGACCAGUGGAUGAGCAAAUGGUGGGAGUUGAAGAGAGAGAUAGUUGGUGUCGUGGAACCACUGCCACAUGACGAGACAUAUUGUGACCCUGCAGUUCUUUUCCAUGUAGCCAAUGACUACUCUUUCAUAAGAUAUUACACAAGAACCAUUUAUCAAUUCCAGUUUCAAGAAGCACUUUGCAAAGCUGCUGGUCAUACAGAAGAGCUUUACAAAUGUGACAUCACUAAUUCCACAGCAGCUGGCCACAAAUUGCGAGACAUGCUGGCCUUGGGGAGAUCACAGCCUUGGACCAAGGCUCUAGAAAGUGUGACAGGAGAGACAUCAAUGAAUGCAUCAGCACUGCUUCACUACUUUGAGCCCUUGUAUCAGUGGCUAAUAAAGAACAACACUGGCAGAUCUCUUGAGUGGGAUACAGCCUGGCGUCCAUAUGCUGAUGAUGAAAUCAAAGUGAGGAUCAGUCUGAAGGCAGCAAUGGGAAACAGUGCAUACACAUGGAAUGAUAAUGAAAUGUAUUUGUUCAAGUCCACAAUUGCCUACGCCAUGAGACAAUACUUUUUAAUCAUAAAGAAAGAAACAAUAGAAUUUCGAUCCACCGACAUCCGUGUAAAAAAUGUGACGCCAAGAAUCUCUUUCUCCUUUACUGUCAGCAUGCCUAAUGACAGCGCCAGUUUGGUUCCUAGAGCUGAAGUGGAAAAAGCAAUCAGUAUGUCUCGGGGUCGCAUCAAUGAAGCAUUCAAACUGGAUGAUGAAACUUUGGAAUUUGUCGGAAUCUAUCCCACUUUGGCACCACCUUAUGAACCCCCAGUCACUGUGUGGGUUAUAGUAUUUGGAAUUGUCGUAGGUAUUGUAGUGAUCGCAUCCAUUGCUUUGAUCAUCAUGGGAGUGAGAGACCGAAAAAGGAGAAGAAAUGCAGCACAGAAUGACUUAGUCCGAACCGACCCUUAUUCAAACUAUGGAGAAAACAAGUUAAUGUCCCAAGAAGGAAUUAACAACUCAACGGCAUUCUAAAACAUUCAUUAAUAACAAUAAUAAAAGCAGCCAGUUCAUGCCUCUUAUUUAUACUUGCGAACGAGUGGCAACUAUAUGAAACAGAAAGCGCUGCCUGAAUGCAGCUCAUGUUAAACAUUAAGUGGACAGUUAAAGCACUGGCAAUGAUAACCAACUAUUUUCAGUGGAAUAAGUAUGAACCAAAGACCCACUCUAGUCUAUGUCUAAUGAGUAAGUGGUGUUGGAAUCAACCCCCUCUGAAUGGUUAGCAAAUGCAAUCAAAGCAGAGUAGCCACCGUCUAUUCAACAUUGCUGAUGUGGCCCUGGUCAACUAUUCAAAGCCACCUAUUGGCCUGGAUGCUAAAUUGGUCAGGUAGCCUUGGUAAGUAUGCAUGUAGCAUUCAUUUAUUACCCAGUGCACAUAUAUGUGACUCCAUAUAUUUUUAGGAGCCAAGUAUGACAGAGAUUCGUGAUCAGGUUGUUAGUCUCCCCUCCCCCCCAAAAAAGGAUCCGAAUUUUGGCACAGGGUGAGUUCCUCUACUUAUGCCCUUCUCUGUUAAUGCUAAUCCCACCUCAUGAGGGAAAAUGCAGGUGUUCCACUCAUACUAAUGUCAUUAGUGAGAAAUGUAUUGAAAUGUCUCCAAUAGAGUCUUGGAACACUUAUUUUAUUUGCUUACUCUUAUUUUUGAGAGUUUUUUAUUUACUCUAAAAGCUGAUGUUUAAAAGAACAUUUAUUUCCAUUCCUUCUUUUUUAGUACAUGAUUAUUUUAUGUAAGAGAUAUAACUUGUUAGCAAACUUGAAAUGACAUGGCUCUUAAAAAUAUCAGUAGGACCGCCUGUGUAUAAGGCAGGGAGCACUUUAUAUUUAUCUAUGCAAAUGUCUAAACUGAAACGCUGUUUAUUAUUUUGUUUCAAUCUUCAUAACUCCAAUGACACAGUUGAAUCCAGUUUAGUCCCAAUUAGAGUAGAUUCAUUAUAAUCAAUGGUGUUUAUAUUAAUUUUAAUUAGGGAUGAAAAUCAUGUGGCUUUCCAGAUGUUGUUGAAUGACAAUUCCAGCACAACUAAUGGUAAAGACACUGGGAGUUAUCACAUUACCUCCACUUGUAGAAUGAACUAGUAAGUUAUUUUCCUUUCAAAUACAUCUACCUGGGACUAAAAUGUCAUUUAGCCCACAGAAUCAAAAGAAAUAAUAAUAGUAGAAUACUUUUACACGAUGUGGGUUCUCCUCCAGAUUUUCUUUAAGAUCUCAUGUCUAUCAAAGGACACCCUUCAAGACUUCUCACAUAUGUGGAGGAAACGCUGCAAAGCUGUGUGCUGUGAGAACAAUCAAUUCAUUGAUAAUAGUUUGUCAAUAACACAAUAAUCUGUUGUUAACUGCUUGCUGCCAUAUUCAGGCCAUCCUCUGGUCUUCAGUUCUUCAUACAAAUACCCAUGCUGUAAUCUGAAAUAAGAAUAAAUCAAGAAGCAAA